AUUCUGCCAGUGUUAUCUGCACAGUGCUGUCACAGCAGGCUGUCCAAGGUCAAGGAAAGGAAAAUUGUCACCUUCUGAUGGAUGAUGGUGAAACCCAGCAACACUACCUUUUUUGGAAAUUAACCAUCACUUGCAGCUAAUGAGACUGUAACCAUUUUGCAAUUAUAAAUUCUCCAAGACCAGAACAUAGUAUACCACAGAAAGGUCAAUGAAAAGUCAGUGGAAAAAGAGUGUAUAAUCAUAUUUUCUAUGACACCAGUACAACUGAAGUCAAAUUCUGUACAACGGAGACCUGUUAGAGCUGACAUUUGUGGAACUGCUUAGUCAGAUGUUUGCAUGGAGUGUUGUUCUUCCACAGAUGGAGGAUGCUACCAUUGCAGAACACACGGGUAAUUAUCCCAGAGACCUUCUCCUGACAUUUCAGCUCUCCUAGGCCUGAGGUGUAAAGAAAGAAAGUAUUCACAGGACUUGAUGUGUGCUCAAGAUUCCUUGGAGAUUUCCUUGCCUAAUUCCUCAUUCGGCCUUUCAUGAGUUUGAACAACGUAUCCUGUAUGGAGUGUUGCUGAGGCAGGAUUUGGAACGAUUUCUGCAGGGAAGAACCUCACCUCAUCCCCUCCUGUACAAGCAUUAAGUCAAGGACGAGAACUGCAGUACGAGGGAGGACGGGCAGGAAUGUAUGCAUUUUCAUGUUCUGGUUCUGUUUCUGGUUUGUUUUUCUAGGAGGACGUCUAUCUCUGGAAACUGGAAGGCAAACACUGGUUCUGCAAUGCUGGAACAGAUUGCAAUGACAGAGAGGUACAGACUGUGGGUGGAUGCCUGUGCGGAAAUGUUUGGAGGUCUUGAUAUUUGUGCUGUCAAAGCUGUCCACAGCAAAGACGGAAAAGAUUAUAUCAUUGAGGUAAUGGACAGCUCGAUGCCCCUGAUUGGGGAGCAUGUGGAAGAGGACAGACAGCUGAUAGCCGAUCUGGUUGUUUCCAAAAUGACUCAGCUUGUCAGCACUGCUGGAUCUACCCCGUCACCACUGAGACCUUGGCCUCCGCAACUUCAGCCUCAGACAAUGAAAAUUCAGCCUGGACCUCAGCUUGCACAACUGUCUCAGCCACGGCCUCCUCCCCAAGGUGGACCACGCCAGCCUCAGGCAUCUCAGCCUCCACGGACAAAUGCACCUCCACAGCAAAGGCUCUCUCCUCAAGGACAGCAGCCUCAGAGUCCCAUGUCCACUUCACCUCAGCAGCAAAGGUCACCUGGAUCUCCACAACAAAUCCGAUCAGCAACUGGAUCCUCUCCAGUCCAGGCUUCCAAGGCAGGCAUGUUCCCACCACAGCAGCCCAGACCUCCUGCUCAAGGUCGGGCUCCGAGCCAGCCGAGCCCCACCGAAACAUCCAAGCAGCAAGCCACCCCACACCCACAUCUGAACAAAUCGCAGUCCCUGACAAACACCUUCAGCAUAUCUGAAUCAUCUCAGAGAGGAAAUGCCAAUGAAGAUGAAGCAAAAGCUGAGACCAUCCGCAACCUGAGGAAAUCAUUUGCUAGCCUGUUUUCCGAUUAACAGCCCUGCAGCUGGAUCUGUGCUUCGGCCAGCCCUCAGUCUUCGUAUAGCAAAUAUUAUAUUGGAAUAUACUCAGUGGUACCCAGCAAUUUACACUCAAUACCUGGGUAAAAGGAAUUGAGAAAACUACAGUUGUUUUAAUACGAAGAAGAUAUUCUGAUAACGGCCUGAAAGGUGACUGUAUAAAAGUGGCAUCAUUUCAUUGUUUUUUGUGCAUAAUCAGAUUUACAUUUGUUCAAGUGACUCAGUUGUAAAUCAAAUUUUACUCCAGCUAAUCCUUGUGGAGACUACAGUUAUGACAGUGAAAACUAGAUUUUAUUUUGGUUUGUAUAUAGUCCAUACAAUCACUAACUUCCAAUUACAGAAUCCUUGUUGAGGCUGAGCUAAAAAGAAUAUAGGAUUAUUUCAGAAACAGAUGUGCAAAAAACAAGUAUUCAGACUGAUAAAGCCUGAGUAUGGGAAUACAUUGAACUAUGGAACUUCACGAUACCAACUUCACUUAAAGUCAUUUUUCAGAGUAAGCUACAUUCAAAUAAGAUACAAUGCCACGCAUCAGUAACUGCCAAAGAUCACAUGAGCAGGUUAUCCAGAUGGACUGCUAGUUUGUUCCAGAAUACUCUGCUCAUAGCAGUUAAAAUGUCCAUUUCAUGCCUUGCAUUUAUGUCCCCAGCAUGUGAAUCCCAAGUCUUUAGAGAAAAAUGUUACGUUCAAAUCCAAAAUAACCUGAGAAAUGGGCUUUCCAAACACACACACACAGAAAACAACUUCUUCCCUUGCCCCAGGAAACACUGUAGAGUUCAAAUCCACAAUCCACACAAAUCCAAGCACUUUGGUGGCUUAAUCACAUCUGGCUAUGUAUGUCUCCUGGGAACAUAUUUAAUUAAUAGCAGAGCUGAUGAAGUGCACAUACUUGGGUGCUGAGUGUUCCAUAAUACAGAUUGGACAGAGAAAUGGAGUGAAAUCCUGUCUCACUCCUUGAACUCCCACUGACUGGGUCAGCAAAAUGAACCAAGUUGACAGACCUGUGACUGAACAGGAAUACUGCCAUCUAGAAAUGAGAUGAGCUGGGGUCCAUCCAGAGACACCAAGCAAUGGGAAGGCAUGUAUGUGACUUCCCCAAGCAGGUGAGGACCUUCUGGAGAAGACAGAGAUGGAUCUUUGCUGGCUGUGCUUUUCUUAAGCCUGUAAUAUGGAAUGAAGCUGUAUACAAACACACAUGCUGCAACUAGGACACAGCAAAAACAGGAAUGACACAAACCACGUUCAUAACUGAAAAAAAAAUUGCAGAAAUCAAUCUAACUAUGGCUACUUCUACCAGCUGAGAGUCCACCCAGUGCAUUAUGCAAAUUCUAUUUAUAAUACACCUGAUGAAAGCACCAGUCCCCAUCCCAUUACCUGACAUAUGUGAGGCAGGGCUCCAGGAAGAAGCAGGCAAGCCUCUUCCAUUCUUCUGUCAAGUAUUUGAGCCACAACUCAUACACACAGCUUCAAGGCCAGGCUUUUGACUUUAUGUUUCCCUUUGCAACUUUACAUCAGUUACACUUAGGAAUACCAAUGGAGGAAAGGAGGUCAGUAAGUUAGUUAUAAACAUCUGAGCCAGAGGCACAGAUCUUAGCUGUCACUUAAAGAGGUCCCCAAAUCGGAAAAAACAACAGCAGUAUUUGCCAUCUUGGAUCUCAUGAUUCACUGGUGGGAAUGAAGCCAAACAAGCAAUUCCUUCAGCACCUGUAAUGAACAUCUAGAUCCGAUGCAGUCAUCCGGACCUAAUAUGACCAAUCCGAACAUACCUUUACAAAUAUAAUUGCUUUUGUGACCUGUGCACUUUCAGGCAAGUAACUGCAUGGCUUUUCCAGCUUGGAAGGCUCUCAAGAGACUCAUCUGGAUCAAUGAUUUAUGUCUCAAGUUCAGAACUAAAGAACCACUCAAGUCCCUUAUGAUUUAUCCUUUUUUUUUCAGCUCUGUUUUGUCCUUCCAGGUUUGCUAAGCAGCUUACAAUGUAGCAUCAUAAACACAUGUCAUUGUCUGAGAAAGAAAACAGACCCUGCUGUUUUGCAAUCUCCAGGAGCAAUAAAAGAGUGACAAAUGACUUCAAGCACUGUUCCACUGGCAAGAACAAUAGCAGAUUAACAAGCUCCACUAUAUGGACAAGAGGUAAUACAACUCUGGUGGAAGAGGAUUUCCUUCGAUAACAUUUCCCUCAGCAUGGCUUAUGCCUUGCCCUACUAAGCAGUCACCAGAAAUGCAAAGACAAAUACAGCAGUUUACUGCCAGAAUCCUCAAUUGUUCCCUCCUACAGAUCUUUGUAUAUCUCUCUUACCAAUACAUCCUACACACACACACACACACCAAAAAGGAAAAAAAAAAGGUAACUACAAACUGGUGAGGCGUGGCCCCUUCAAUUGAUUCCAGUUAAUCACAACAGUUGGAUUAUUUGCUGAUGCUGCACUUGAAACGCAGCAGGACUGUCCUCCAACUGACUACUGCAACAGGACAGCACUGCUGACCUGAUAGCCAGCAACAACUCACAUCUCUUCAUCUGCCUUCAGCUCCCAGCUGGCACCUUUCAAGGGACAAGCAAACAGAACAGGCUCUCCCCUUGAUCCAGCCUCCAAAAAUGCAUAACAGCAACAGGCACUAUCAGCUUAUCUUUCCUAUUCCUAUAGUUGCUGAAAAGCAUUUUCUGUUCCGUUCACAAAAGUGCUUUAAAGAACACAGUGAGCUGACAUCCUGAAUUAGAGAUAAAACUCUGUACCAUAUCCUAUAAGUGUUCCAACAGUACAAUUAUGACACUCUCAUACUGGAUGUUGUGGCUAGCAGCAGAUUCACCACCUUUGAUGCCGGGCUCCUAUUCCAAAAUCCCUACAAUCUAACAAAGCAAUAGACAGAGGUAAUAAAAGGGGUAUAUUCUUUCUAUGAAUGGUGAACUAAGGUAUAUCUAAGCAUUAUUUAGGUACCUAAAUGUAGCAGCUAGAGUUAAAGGAAGUUAAGAAGGCAACAGAAAAGUUGGUAAAUGGAAGUUACAUAUAAAUCACAGUGUAGACAUGGCCCACAGCAUGCCUUGGGGUCUUACUGCUGUGAAAACUGAACACCUGGUCAGAGCAUGCUUUCAUUUUCUUCACAUGGAAACCAGGAAACAUGAAUAGAUGCGUGUGUUUGGAAUCAGCCCAAGAUGGAGCUGGGACACAACUAAGACACCCACCCAUACUCACCACCUGGAAAAUGAAUUUACAUUCUGCUGUUUAGACACAGACUGAAAAAACAUCAUGUCUUUCUUGUAAUAUCUAGGUGUGGUAUUUCAAGAGGAAUGUAACUCAUGUUCUCAUGCAAUUAAACAUCUUGUAUAAAGCUAAGGCUCAGAAUAACAGUUCUGCUCCAAUGACUGCAGCUGUACUUUCUUUUCUUUCACUUAUCACAGAUGGGUAUGUAAAGCUUACACCCUGCAUAUGACUAGGUUAUUUAAUAUGGUCCUCUUAAGUUCCAUGAAUAAGGUAAAGCAAAUUAAAAAAAGAAAGGAGUAACAGUUCCCAAUUUCCAAGCGACUGCAGUGCAUGCAAUGAACG
Molecule: messenger RNA, 5109 nt
Organism: Phasianus colchicus (ring-necked pheasant)
Lineage: Eukaryota; Metazoa; Chordata; Aves; Galliformes; Phasianidae
Gene: SYN3
Product: synapsin III
Biological process (GO): neurotransmitter secretion
Cellular component (GO): synaptic vesicle; synaptic vesicle membrane
Molecular function (GO): ATP binding
Source: RefSeq, a predicted model, not a curated record